UUUGCUCUGAAAUUAGACUUAAGAUUACUUAAAAUAGUUAUAGUAUAGGAGGCAGUGAAACAUUCGAAACAAUUCAAAAUAUUUACACAAAUAUCGCGAGAAUUUGUUGGUGCGAGAUUAUACUGGUUUAUGACAGUAGAUGUAUUCCAUUUUGUUGCGUUGUAUUCUGUUAGAGGUGUAACUAGAUUUUUAAUGUACUAAGAUGGAUCCGAAUCCAAGACUAUAUGUGUAAAGUGAAACAAUCAGUACGCUGUCGGUAACACAUUAGGUGAUUUUGUUUCCAUCAUCGACCCGGACUGGGAUGGGCAGCGACACAGAGUUAACUUACGAAGCUGAUCCACCCGACACCCGGCUGCGGCUUGAGCUUCCGGCCCAUUCAGGAAGGAGCGCCGACGCUAUACUCGCUCCGCAGGGGGCAAUUCUGCGAGAUGGUGAUUCUGGUGAUGACCUGUUUCAAACUCAGCCUGUGGCACUACCAUUACGGACUGAGAGAAGAGAGCGGCCCCAGCGACUGCAGCUCCCAAGCACUGCUUCUGAGUCUGACACCGAUAGUGAAGGGGAAGACUGUCCACAGGGGUCAUGGAAAAGCCUCUUAAAAUUUCAAAGCUACAAGCCCAGCCAGGAGACACAAAAGAAAUAUGAUCGGAAUGGGCCUGCAUUUCCGUUUCUUGCAAAAAAGAAUAAUAAAAGUGAACACCUGCCCCGACGCAAGGUCCUAUUGUUUGAGCAUGGAGCCAUUGGUGGUUUUUUUACCUACAUGAAGAACGUAAAAGACAAGUCAGAAAAGGGCUGGCCUUCAAGAUUUUUGUCACUCAGACGAAGGUUCGUAGAUGAGGAUGGAGAGCUGCUUCCUUUCUCAAAUCCAGAACAAGCUGAGGACAGCCAAGCCAGUGAUGACAUUAAAAUAGUGGCGCAGAAAGAUUUUAUUUUAAAAUUUCAUGGUAGAUUCAGGGGACACAACACAUGGACUGAGAAGUUUUCUAGUCAUGCUGGGCAGGAUUCAGUGAAAGACGGAAGAAAAGCCUCCUCAAAACAAAAAAAAAGUAUCCAUGUACCAAAAGUUCAGACCAGUUCUCGGGUCAGAAGGUCUUCAAGUACAUGUAAUACAGACGUUGAGGAUAAUGAUUUAGACAACUCUGGUAUUUCCAAAGAACAGGAAUAUGACAGUGACACCACUGAUCUGUCUUCUGACACCUCACCACAAGAGGAGGACGAGGAAUGUACUGUGACCGAUGUUUUGGACCCUCAAGGGGCUGUUAAGCCUAGGAACCCAACUAGAACACAGAGGAGUAUCCACACUGUAAAAAAGAAAACAUCUACAGCAGCAGUUAUUCGCAGAUCAAGUCUUUUGGAUGCAGAAACAGCAGGAAACAGUGAGGAGAUGCCACGCUGUGAACUUCAACAGAGCCCUGAUGUGAUACAGCUAGAGAAGCAGAUGACAAACAGGACUGAAAAUCCGUGUUUCUUUUUGCCAGUUGAAAAUCGUGCAGCUGGGAUUUCAAAUACAGGCACUCCAACUAAAAUUUGUGAGCAGGGAAGCCUGGACGGAGUGACAGAAGAUGCUAUUCCAGAUACGGGGUUGCAGGAACUCUGGGAACUAGGGGACAUCUCAAUCAAGAGAAAAACAGAAAGAGGAAAAGAGAGUUUGCAGGAGCGAACUUUGGAUGCAAGUAAGGAAAAAGUGAUAGAACAAACAGAGAAAGAAUCUGUGGAGCAAGCACGUCUUCCUGAGCACAGGAUGUCUUUGUCGCUCACUAAAGAAGGCAUAAGGAAGGGUGAAGAGGCAUUAGCCAAUCCGGAAGUUGUAGUUGAGGAUGAAGCCCCUUUCACUUCAUAUGACGAUGUCCAUGAGAUGAUAUCUACUACAGCAGUAAAUGUGCAGGAUGAGCAAGACUAUGCUGAACAUGUGCCAUGUGAAAAUACUCUGGAGAAGCCAAUUUACAAGACGUCUCAAAAAAUAUUUGAAGGUUCAUCAGGAUGUAAGUAUGAAUUGAACAAGGCAAUCAGAAAAAAGCUACAGGUAUCCCAGGAAGUCAUUCUGAACCUCGAUGAUGUAAGUGACUUGAGGGAGAAAGGUGCAGACUCUCAGAACAUUGAGCUUGAGAAUGAAGGGUUUGAAGAACUGUUAGAUAGUAAUUAUGGGCAAAGAUUGGUGCAUGGUGAGGAAAGAUGUGUAGAGGAAGAGAGAACGCAGGAUGUCUAUGCUCAAAGUACAACAGACAGCCAAUCUAAGAAGCCAUCUGCAGAGACAGCUUGUGGAAAAGGGGAAGAAGAGUUCUCUAUGUGGAAGUCAUCCAAAUCAGAGAGACAAAGACUAGAGACAACAUGUGAAAAAGACUUGAAUAUGGAGGAUACGUAUACCACAGAAAAUGUGUCUCUGCACACAAAGAUCUUGGAUCUGCAGGAUGGAUUAAGUGAAGAGGGAAGAGAUUCUGCACCUGUGGCUAAGUCACAAUCUCAAUCUAGUAGUUGUAGCUGCAACCAGACUAAGAACAAACGGGUCAUUUCUGAAACAAGUGCAGACCAAAUAUCUGAUGUAGGGUCUUAUCCUCCAGAGCCAAAAGACAACACUGACUUUGAUGUGGCCUGUCGUGACUUGGAAGAGAGGAGGAGGAGGAGGAAGAAGAAGAAGAAGAGAAAGAGAGGUGAGAAAGAGGAGCAGUUCAGUAUAUCUGGGUCCCAAGAGUGUUUGUCAGCUCUGAAUUCACCUAUGCAUAAGGGCUCUGAUAGGGAAAGGUACACAGAACCAGCUGAGAUGUGCCCUUUGUCCUGCUCUAAUGAUGUGGUGAAGAAGGAGAAGAAAAGGCGGAAGCCUUGGGGUGCAGAAGAGAGUGAUGAGCUUGGAGGAAAUUUCAUAGCAAACUACUCUGACUCUUUUCUUGGGGGAAAAAAUGGAGAGAGAUGGAACAUUGCUGUAGAUCGGUCCAUGGAAUUUGAGUCUCAGGGGGAAAGGAGUAUGACUGAUCCUGAGCACCAUAACAGUGUACAUCAGCCCAGUAAGAAAAAGCAUAAAAAAGAAAGAGAUUCUGAUAACAGUGGCCGUACAAAAACAACAAGGGAAAUCUCCUUAUCCACAGUAAAUCUCAAAACAUGUGUUACUGGUUUGCGAGUAUCCCCCGGAUUAACACCCAGAGAAACUAAGGCUGGCAAAAGCCAUGAAAAAAAAGAGAAAUUAGUGUCUAAUUAUGAUUCUGUUGUGAGUAAAUUGGCGGGAAUGGACACAGACAGAGACUGUCAUGGCAAAACAACAGAUAUACAGGAGGUCAGUUCUGGAGUGAAUGCUAUACAGGAAGGUAGUAAGGUGUCACAGUGUAAAAUUCGAGGCCGCUCAUCGUGUGACAAAGAAGGCCAUGGAUCUCUGCCGAUGGUAAAACAGAGCCCAUCUAAACAGAGGUUGUUUGCCAUCAGAAGACUUCAACAUUUGCAACAAACUGGCAGCUACAUUCACCAGACAUUGAUUUGGAAUUAUUUACAUUCAAAAAAAGGUAACAGGCAAAGACAAGAUUCAACAUGAGUUAUUUUAAUAAUCGUUUUUUAAAUGUAACUUUAAUAGCACCACAGUGUGGCCUAGUGUGUAUUUAAAGUAACUUGUAUGUAAAUAUGCAGCAUGUGAAUUAUUAAACCUUUGAUGACCAGAUUGAGAGUGUACCUGUCAUGCCUGGCUCGUACGAUCCUCGUGUGUGCCACACCCCCUGGUUAUCCACGUGUGCCUCCCUGAUUGUACCCAGCUGUAUCCUGUUGUCUUGCCUAUUUCAGCCCAGGUCUUGCCUUAGUUCUUUGUCCGUCAUUGAUGUUGGUCGAUGUCCGUGCUAGUGCUCUGUCCUGAUUCCUUAAUAAAUCCCCAGUUUCCCCGUA
Molecule: messenger RNA, 3855 nt
Organism: Brienomyrus brachyistius
Lineage: Eukaryota; Metazoa; Chordata; Actinopteri; Osteoglossiformes; Mormyridae
Gene: pho
Product: phoenix
Exons: 5
Coding region: 302-3514 (1070 amino acids)
Source: RefSeq, a predicted model, not a curated record